AAUUCAUAGCAGUUUAAAACGGUAUUGGCAUCGUUGAGUGACUUGAAUCAAUGGCGACUGCCUUACAAAAUACGAGAAUGUUAUUGCGGCGAACAUUAAGUGUCAAGAAAAAUGAAAUAUUGGCCAGAAAUAUAUGCUUUACAUCAACUCUAAAAUCAAAGAAAGAUGAAGGAACUUUGAAAAAAGAUGAUGAAGCGAAAGAAGUAGCAGCCAAAAAUGCUAAACAGAAGGAGGCUAAAGCAAAACUAAACAUGUUGCUAGAAGCAAUGAGCAAGGAAUCACAAAAAGCAUUUCCAGCAGAGUCGGAACUAGCACUAGCAACCCCAAAAUUUGUUAAGAAAAACAAACCUUUAAAAACAAAAUUGAUCAGCACUAAAAUAGAUUCAGAAAUGCUGCAGGCAGUAGAAAAUGUCUCAAAGACAUUUAGUAAAGAAAAUGAAGAAUUGAAAAAAAAUCUGAUAGCCAAGCUUGAAUCUAUAACAGAUGAAAGUGAAGUGGCCCGAUUAGAGCCCUUCAAACCUGACAAACAGAAAACAGCAGACCUGAACAGUUUAUUGAAUACUUUAAAAGUUGAUGUUAAGAAGCCUAAAAAGAAGGCUCCAGAGUCACAUUUGGCUGCAGUGAAAAUUGAUAAUGUGUAUGGUGCUGAUCCCAGUGGAAUUUUUAGAAAUGCAAAUUUCAAAGAAGAAUCAGGAACAGUUUCCAAACUGACUACCUGGGAAAUUUUAUACCAGAAAGAACUUGAACUUCUUGCUACUCAACCUCCCAGCAAUGGUUUUCAACAAAUGAUUUUGUGGACCAAGCAAGGAAAAGUUUGGCAGUUCCCUAUCGAUAACGAACAAGGUUUGGAAGAGGAAGCCCAAGUCGGCUUCCACGAGCAUGUGUUUUUGGAACCGUAUCUGAAGCCCUGGUGUCCCAGGCGAGGACCCGUCCGCCAUUUCAUGGAACUUAUUACAGUUGGUCUUAGUAAGAAUCCCUACUUAACCGUAGCCCAGAAAAAAGAGCACAUCAACUGGUUCCGCAACUUUUUCGAUGCCCAGCGCAGCAUUCUUAUCGAAACUGGAGCAAUCCCUGAUGUACCAUCAAAGUCCCCUCCGUCUUUAUCAGCUUGAGUCGAUAUGGCUUCUUUGAAUAUAGUCAACAAUUUGUGUUACUUAAA
This is a messenger RNA of Daphnia pulex (common water flea), 1159 nucleotides long. It is a transcript of the gene mRpS31, whose product is annotated as 28S ribosomal protein S31, mitochondrial-like. The coding region runs from base 51 to 1112 and encodes 353 amino acids. Gene Ontology annotation, molecular function: structural constituent of ribosome. Lineage: Eukaryota; Metazoa; Arthropoda; Branchiopoda; Diplostraca; Daphniidae. The record is from RefSeq and is a predicted model, not a curated record. The transcript is spliced from 6 exons. Gene Ontology annotation, cellular component: mitochondrial small ribosomal subunit.